AUGACAACUAUUAUUUCCGUGGUAUCGACUACCAUCGUCGCAUCGCCUUCGUCACAAGUUACGUGGGUACUACCGAUUACAGGCAGCUUCGGGCGGUGGUCAUCACAUAGUCCCUGGGGACCGAUUAUUACUAGCGGUGCUGGACCGUCCACAUCACAAGGCGAGGAAGUUACGAGUCAAGCUUCAGCAAAUGGGGAACAAACAAUACCUGCCGGCGCAUCAGCAACGACGUUCGCCGUCGCGAUAGAAACCACGGUUUCCAAGGAUGGCUCUGCUGUGGUGGUGACCAUUACUUCAACUUCAACAAGGACCCUCGAUGCUUCGACUACCUUACCUUUGACCACGACUUUCUUCCCGCCUUCGUUUUGUAGUGGCCGCUAUUACACCAAUAUUUACACCCAGACGCCCGAGAUAUCAAGCGGAGGAUAUGAUCGCCUAUAUGGUACUUGCUGGCCAUUCCUAACCAACACUCUGAGCCCGGGCAUGUGUGCGGGCUUCAUGACAUCAGUCAGUGUCCUUCUCCAUGAGGGCGUCUACACGGAUAUUUGCUGCCAGAGUGGCUUUCUCUGGGACUUUAGAGGCUGUUCGUCCUUGGUUUCGCUGGCGACGGAUGUUCUGGUAGCGCCUGCUGUCACCUCGGCCGAUACCCUGACUCGAGUUUCCAGCGUUGUAGCCACACACAUGGCCAUCGCCAUGAUCUGGCGGACUGAGGACUUGAGCCUUUUCCCCGAUGACGUGUCCUCUCGGCGUCGAGCACUUCAAGCGCAGGCGUCGUCUGUGAUGUCCAACUAUAAUAAUGAAGGAUCAUAUACGAAUGUUACUGGGGCUCUGUCCGCGAAUGCUACUGGGACUACAUCUACGAAUGCUGCUGGGGCUCCAUCGGGAGUGAGCCUGGAGGCUAGAAUAGGUAUAGGAGUUGGUUUGACUGUCGGAAUGCUAUUGUUAAUGAUAGCGGUGACCGCUUGGGUUUGGAAGGUCCGGCGAAGGAGAAGAACGGUCCUGUGGGCCCCUGAUGGCAAUGCGCAAGAGCUCGAUGCAUCGAGCUCUAUUUGGAAGCGGUAUCUCGGCGGCAAGUGGAGGGCGGAAAUGCAUCCUGAACGGCAGACAGCGGAACUGCCAGCUCACGACAAGCCUGCUGAACUGGACCACAACAGGCAGUCAAUGACGCAUAGUCCCGUGGAGCUGCCAGGAUCUAAUCAGUGGCAUGAGAUCACUAUCGGCACCGCCGGUGCUGGAGAGCGUGACGAUCAUGAAGGACUUGCUCAAGUUAAAAUGCCAAUAGUUACUUAG
Molecule: messenger RNA, 1290 nt
Organism: Truncatella angustata
Lineage: Eukaryota; Fungi; Ascomycota; Sordariomycetes; Amphisphaeriales; Sporocadaceae
Exons: 2
Coding region: 1-1290 (429 amino acids)
Source: RefSeq, a predicted model, not a curated record